Molecule: messenger RNA, 1466 nt
Organism: Tribolium madens (black flour beetle)
Lineage: Eukaryota; Metazoa; Arthropoda; Insecta; Coleoptera; Tenebrionidae
Exons: 6
Coding region: 50-1435 (461 amino acids)
Biological process (GO): heme export; transmembrane transport
Cellular component (GO): membrane
Molecular function (GO): heme transmembrane transporter activity; heme binding
Source: RefSeq, a predicted model, not a curated record
AAAAUAAAAGAUAUUGUAUUUUGCCCACCAACACUGCAUUAACUUAAUAAUGGAAGAUAAUAAGGAUGAAACAAAUUUCAAUUUGCUCCAAGACAAGCACGACAAUCACCAAAUCAAGGCUUACAAACGUCGAUGGAUUAUUUUAACAUUUUUCAUAGUCUACGCAGCUGUAAAUUCCUACCAAUGGAUCGAAUAUUCAAUUAUCAACAACAUAAUCACAAGAUAUUACAAUGUUACCCCCGUGAUGGUGGACUGGACUUCAAUCAUUUACAUGGCCCUUUAUGCACCUUUGGUCAUCCCAGCUUCCUACAUUUUGGAUAAACAUGGUUUACGCGCUGCUGGGCUAAUUGGGGCCCUAGGGACAGCCCUUGGAACCUCAAUCAAGGUAUUCUCAAUCGGGCGUGACUCCUUCUGGAUUGUCCUUCUGGGCCAAGCAGUGGUCUCAGCAUCCCAACUGCUAAUUCUAUGUCUACCACCACGAAUAGCAGCCGUUUGGUUCAAACCCAACGAAGUUUCAACUGCUUGCUCUCUUGGGGUAUUUGGAACCCAACUUGGUGCCGCUCUUGGGUUCGUUCUGCCACCCAUGAUAGUCCAAAAUCGUGAAAAUGUCGACGAAAUUGGACACGAUUUGAAAGUGCUGUGUUGGGGGCUUACAGCUGUCAUCAUACCAACAGCAAUUGCAAUCAUAUUUUAUUUUCCCAUGCAACCGCCAAAACCGCCAAGCAUCACGCAAGUGGAAGAAAGAAAUCGGACUGAAAAAUUUUCAGGGAAAUUGUUUUUUCACUCUGUUUCAGUUCUAAUGAAAAAUGUGCCUUUUGUGAUUCAUGUCAUAGCUUAUGGUAUCAAUAUUGGUGUUUUUUCAGCAGUUGGUACUCUUCUAAACCAACUGAUUUUGCGUUAUUUCAAACACUUGCCAGAUGCUGAAGAGUUUGCUGGGAGAGCUGGUCUAGUUAUGAUAGUGAUUGGGAUGGUGGGGUCUAUCUUAUUUGGGAUAUUCCUCGACAAAACACAUAAAUAUAAGGAAACCACCGUUUGUACUUACUUGAUGUCUUCAGUGAGUGUUGUAGCGUUCAUGUUUGCGUUAGAAAUGAAGUCGAAAAUUUUGGUUUAUCUUGCAAUUGGAGUGGUUGGUUUAUUUACAAAUGCGUAUAUGCCAGUAGGUUUCGAGUUUGCCAUGGAAUUGACUUACCCCUCUUCUGAGGGUACUACCACAGGAUUGCUAAUGGCACCCUCACAGGUUUUAGGAGUUGUUUUUGCGUUAAUGUUGGGCCAACUUAACGUUUUAAUUGGACCGUUUUGGUCUCUAGCCAGUCAAGUCUUAUUGCUAGUAGUUGGCACUGUUAUUACAUGGUUUGUGCCAAAUAAUUUGAAGAGACAGGAGGCCUUCAAACGUAGGAAAAAUGACGAUAUUUUGUUAAAGGAAAUUAAGCGUUGAAUAUUAUGUUGUAAUAAAAAAUUUUGUUAUU